Molecule: messenger RNA, 10548 nt
Organism: Bemisia tabaci
Lineage: Eukaryota; Metazoa; Arthropoda; Insecta; Hemiptera; Aleyrodidae
Biological process (GO): positive regulation of transcription by RNA polymerase II
Cellular component (GO): nucleus
Source: RefSeq, a predicted model, not a curated record
UUGGUGCCUCUAGUGUUGGUAGUUUAGUGAUAGCAGUUACCUCCUCCAACCUCGUCGUGCGCCCUCGCUGUGGCUGCGUCGCUCGGUUCGUUCUUCAUUCUUGCUUUCGCAUCGGUUAUCAGUGUCCUUCCUGCAUCCCGGCUUUUCCCUACGCGUGUGUGCCUCGCCUCGCCGCGGAGUGAACCGAAUAAUCGUGCCUUGUGCAGUGCAUUAACUGGAUCUAACUAGUGCCAUAAUAACCUCUAGUGCAAUGUAUGGAUUAUACCCGGCUGUCGUCUAGAACAAAGCGCAGAAUAGCGGCGGGAGGAUGAACGCGCCGUCGAUGGUGCAGUUCUCCGGAGACACGUUAGUCGUGCGCUCGGUCGUGAGCGGUGAGUCCCUCUUCGGGACGGGCGUCGGGACGGAGGAUCGGUCCAUGUCCCCCGUGGACGACGGCGAGCCGGACGGAGAAGGCGACGCGGACGCCGACGCAGAACCCGACCACGAGACAGAGAAGGACGACGAGAGCAACAAAGAGUUACCACAGUGCAAGAUCAAGCGCAACUACACGUGCACGCACUGCAACUACUACACCCAGAAUCCCCGCUUCUACCUCUUCCACCUGAAGAAUGUACACAAGGAGAAGAUCAAGAUUUACGAGUGCCCCAAUUGCCUUUACGCCUCGAAGCAUAGCCAGAAGCUCCAGCGACACGUGCACAUGGUCCACGUCAUGGGGGCCGGUCGAAAGAAGAUCGCCAAGAAGGUGUCGCCGCGACGGCAAGCACCCAUCACCCUCGUGACGAGCCCCUACGUGGAGGAAGAGAAGAAGCCGAUGGCAGUCGAGGAGGGCGAACCGGAAGAGGAGCCCGGUGAGAAGAUGGAGACGGAAGUGACAGUCGACGGCGAGAAGUUGUUCAAGUGCUCGCUCUGCUCCUUCUCCAGCCGGAGCCAGAUCCUGGUGACCCGGCACGAGAAGAUCGUGCACCUGAAGAAGAAAUUCUUCCGGUGCGUCAAGUGCAACUACGUGACGCACAUGAAGGCCCGCUUCACGAAGCACGUCAAGUACCACUCGAUGCCGAUGAUCAAGUGCGAGCUCUGCGAUUUCCGCACCCCGUACAAAUGGAACCUGGACCGGCACAUGAAGAACCACCAGGGCGACGGGGCCUUCAAGUGCUGGCUGUGCAACUUCACGGCCGACAUCAAGCAGAGCCUGACCGUGCACGAGAUGAACCACCAUGAGCCGCCGGCCGGGCAGGUCGGCUGCAUGAAGCAGAGGCGCAACCGGGUCGGCGCCUCCGACACCAUGCCCGCCCUCAACGAGCCCGUCACCGAGGUCGACGAGAUCGAGCUCCUCCGCAUGGAGAGGGAAGGCCAAGAGGAUUCAAAGGACCCAAAACCAUUCGACGCAACCAGAAGAUCUCAACUCGAUAACCGUACUGAAAACCUUAAUGGUAGACUGAUAAACCUUAGUGAGCGUAGCAAUAGUAACCUGAAUAACAACUGUAUUGUAAAUAACUUCAACGAUAGUAGUAAGGAACUCGCGGUGAGGAGGCCCGGGGAGUCGAAAGUCGGCUUUCCAGGCUCGGAAACGGUAGUUACCAAGGGGGACAACUCGCCAAAAUUCCUGUGUCGCGCUUGUCCCUUCUCCACCUCAUGGGAGGCCGAGAUAAUCAAACACGAGCAGUCGAUGCACUCGGAGGGUGCCAAGAAGAAAGCACCACCCAGACCCAUCCCGAACCUCAUCCCCAUCCAAAAUAAACCCGCCGUUGGCUCCAGCCUCACGGUCCUCAAGAUCCCUUCGGUCCAGAGCGCCAACACUUCUCCCCAUAAUGCCUCGUCGACGAAAGGUAGCCGAGAAACCACACCUAAGAGAUCAGAAUCCGCCUUCAUGCUGGACCAAGACCUGAAUAAUUUCUGCGCCCAAUCGACAAGCGCCCUCAAGGACUUCGCAUCCUUGUUCCACGAGGUUGACGCCAAGGACCCAGAAGCGCAAACUCCGCGCAAGACGACGCUCGACAGUCCAUUCAAAACGGGAUCCAAAGAGGUCUCCAAGAAAGGAGGUAUGUCGUUCUUCGACACGUUGAAGGAGAAACUUAUGGUCGACGCAGGUGGAGACAGCAUGAUCUGUCAGUUCUGCGGCCACGAGUCCAAAUGUCUGUCGGAGCUGGUGCGGCACCAGAAGCUCCACAAGAACUGCCAGGAGCAGAACGACAACAGCUCGACGAGCAGCACGCUGUCGGUGCCGAACGGGAACGAGCUGUUCUCGACGAGGUGUCAGCACUGUCGGCAAAGGUGCAAGACCAGCUUGGAUCUCAUUCAGCACCUCAAGUCCUGCACGGAGGCCCGAAAGAAGCUCCUCGACGAGAAAGAGGACGAAGAGCCCGAGGGCGAGGAGGAAGGGAAGUUGGACGAGAUGGACAUGGACGACGACCCCUCCGAGAAGGCGGAGUCCACGUCGGACGAGCCGCAUCCGAUGGAGAACAAGGUCUUCGUCUGGAAUCGACCGGAGCCGCAGGUCCCAGAAGAGGCCAGUCAACAGGAACCGAUCCCUGAGGAGGGCGAUCUCGGAGACUUCGACGACGAGGGUCCUGAGGGUGAAGAGGAGGAAGAUGAAGACAUCCCGGAAGGAGACUGUGAUGGUGAAGCUGAAGGAGAGGGCGAGGAGGGAGGAGAAGAAGGAGACGAGCCGCGUGAUGGUGAGGGAAAUGUUCAAGACGUUGGGGUGGAAACCGCCCCUGGAAUCGGCUCCGUCACCUACAAGUCCAAAUCUGGCUGCCACGGCUUGAGUGUUCCUGCGCAAGAUGCCGAUAUCAGCCCCAACGCCGAGCUCAACAUCAAGAGGGCAUACAAGUGUCCUCACUGUACAUUCUGGGCAGCAACAGCUUCAAGAUUCCAUGUACAUAUCGUAGGUCAUCUGAAUAAGAAGCCAUUUGAGUGUUCACUAUGCUCCUACAGAUCAAACUGGAGAUGGGACAUCACCAAGCACAUUCGUCUAAAAACUGCUCGUGACCCGAACCAUGUCAAGGCUAGAGUUUUGAUGACUGAUGAAACAGGACGACGAAAUUACUCCAAAUAUAACAGAUACCUCACAUUGAUCCGUGUUCAUGAGCCAUCAGCUGAAAGCAGUGGAACAGGGCGGAGAACGAAAGCCAUACCUAGUGGAGGUGCUAACUCUCAGUCACCGAAACCUUCGUCAAAUGCUGUACCUAGUUCCCAGCAAACAGCUCGUAAAUCAGCUGUGCCUGCUGCAGCUGUUAAACGGCCGCCAAGCGCAGAGCCAUCUGAUUCAGAACCGCCAAAGAAGAAAUCUAGUCCAGAAAACAAGAAAACAAUGUGGAAGUGUAAAAAAUGCUUAUUCAGGGACAGUGAUCGCACUGUCGUACUAGCCCAUGUCAAGGAACACUAUAAACAAGCUGAAGUGGAGCGAAAUGUUAAGACUUCUAAUGCUUCUCAAUCAACUGCCCGGAAAACAGCUGUACCUUCUCACCAAGAGAACAAUUUUUCUCCUAAUAAAAUGGCAAAUCAAGAACCAAAGCCACCUGAAAUUACAAUUUCAAGAAAAGAAAACAGUAAAAUUGCAAAUGACUCACCCGAAAAUAUCUCCAAAAGUGGUCAAUGGGCCUGUCGAGUCUGCUCAUUUUCUUGCAGCUCUGAAGCAGAAAUUGUAGCUCACACAGCAACACACAAAAAGAAUCCAAAUGCAACAAUCAAAUGCUACUUCUGUCCUUUCUAUGUUGUCACUGAAGAUGAAUUAAUGGACCAUUUGCAGCAAGCACACAGCAAUGAGUGUGAAACUAACAGUCAGUUCAACGAUUCCUCGCCAAGGAGUAUGGACGAAGAGGAGGAUUCGCCGAAUCAUGAAACCUACUCAUCACUCAUCACAAAGCGUUAUAAAUGUGCCAACUGCCCAUAUGUGUCGAAUAGCAAGAGCCAGUUCCUGUAUCAUAGACAGUUCCAUCGACCUCGUGGAGCCUCCUUCAAGUGCAACAUUUGUUCUUACAAUGUCACCCGAAGACACUUACUUCAUCAACACUUGCGAGUUCAUGGAAUAAGUGUUUCUGAAUCAGCCUACGGGAAAAAUCUUCCUUAUGAGGAGUAUGAAGAGGUACUUGAAUCUCCAGGAGACAUAAGCAAAACUGAUACAUCAUUAUUUAAUGAAAUCCCACUAGUUUGGGUCUCUAAACUAGGAACCUUAACAAAAAUGUUCAAAUGUCGACAUUGCCCUCAUGUUAAUAUUAGAAAAUCUAAUAUUCAGGAGCAUGAAAAAAUGCACGGAGCUAGAGAAUUGAAGGUAAAAGAAAAUGGGUCACCCUCAGUUCCUCUACAGUCACACCACUGCACCGAGUGCAACUAUGUUUGCAAUAAUGCUGGUGUUCUAUCCUCUCAUACGAAGGUGCACCAAGGUCUCUUCGGUCAAGUUUGUGCCUUGGUCGACACGACCAAGAGUGAUGACGUCCAAAUUAGAGAAAUCAACAAGAUGCUCAAUCAAGAUCUGUUGAAUCCUAACUCUGAUAAGUUACAGCUACCAAAUGGUUUAAUUAGCAAUUUUAGUCGGCAGAGUAGCCAUAAUAGUGAAGAUAGGUCGAAUAAGAUUGAGAGCUCUAUAGACCUAACUGGUGAUAAUAGCGAAGAGGCUAAGCCAGAGCUUGAAGCAGAUGGGAAAAUGUUACAUUUCUGCUCCUUGUGUCCUGCAAGGUUUUUGUAUGUCAAAGAACUUGAAAUUCAUUCAAGAUUCCACGCCUUGAAACUUUCUCAUCAGUGUGAAUCUUGUUCGUACACUGCUCGGCAGCAUCCUCAUUUACUUGCUCAUUACAAAGUGCACACGGACGAUUAUCAAGAGCGGACCAGUGCCUUUUGCGCAACUUACGGAAUUUCUCCUCAUCAUCCUCGGCCUAGAACAGCUGUCAUUCUGGAUGGCACUUCUAAUGCUAGUUAUGCCUGGGUUGUUGUCAACGCCUCAAACAAGAGUAUUAUAAUGGAUGGAAGUUACGAUCAAGCUUCAGGAGAAGCCAAUAAUCAAAAAUUGAAAGCUCAGAGUCCCAAGCAAUUUAAAGGACUCCAAAAGCAUUAUUCUUGUGAGAAAUGCCCGGCAAAGUUUUUCAAAAGUGUCGCAUUGCAGUAUCAUAACACUUUACAUGGCAGUGGGAGUCCACAUAAAUGUCGAAGCUGUGAUUAUGCUGUCAAAACCUAUGGAAAUCUCAUCAAACAUGAAGCCAUUCACAAUCUGGAACCUAGAGAAAAGUAUUCUAACAAGUAUGGCAAAUUCUUCAGUAAACCUUCCAGUAACCAUAUCCCAAUGUCAGGCACGGACUUGUUUAAACAGAAAAGUGAAGCAUCACAAAAAGGGAACAUGAAUGGAGAUUCAGCAAGUACGUGUAGUUCGCCUCCUGCUCAAUUUAUCGACCCAGAGUUUGGAAUAUUGAUGCAUGGCAGUCCUGAAUUCACUUAUCCAACGUACUUGAAAAAUGGUCGCAUGCGAGAAAAGCGCUACAAAUGUCAUAAGUGUCCUUCAGCAUUCGACAAACGAGAGCAGUACAAAAUCCACUUGAGCCUUCAUGGCGCAAAACAAAGGUAUAGAUGCGAGAGAUGCGACUAUUCUGUCAAGUAUUAUGCAAAUUACUUGCAGCACAUGAAGAAACAUGAUCUAAGUGAUACCAGCCGGAACUCAGAAAGGACCCUGGAUAAGAGUGAUGCUGAGUAUAUUAGUGACAAUCUUUCAGAAAGUGCAGAAAUGCAAAGCGAUGAUGGCAAGGAUCAUAAAGUUCGAGCUGGUAAGACUCUAAAACUGAGCAUGGCCGAUCAGCAAGCUGUCAUGUUAAUGCAGCUCAAAGAAAAUAAUACAGCCAGCUCACCUCCUGAAACAGUGGCUCGUUGCCCAUACUGCCCUUACAGUAGUAUCCGUAAAGAUGGCGUAGGACAUCAUCUCAAUCGCCAUUCAAAUAUCAAGGGUGCAACGUACGCUUGCAAACACUGUGAUUACUCGGUACCUCAGACAAACUACAUGAAAGAACAUAACAAAUUGCACUUUCAGCAGAUGAAAGGCAUGAAGCCAGAUGCUUACAUGAAGUGCGAUCGCAUUGAACUCUGGGCACAGCCAGCGGACAACCCCAACUCCAAUGAUAAAGUCAUGAUAUUCCAAGAUAAGGGUGUGGCUAAUGGUUCAAAUCGAUUCCAUCCUGAGGUUAACGAAGAGUUAAGUGAAAAUCAGGAGUUGGAAAAAAUUUUUGUCAACAUCAACACUGGUGAAGAAGAAGCUGUGAAAGCAGUCAAUGAAAACUGCGACAAAGAGAAUGAUAAGAAACUAUGCAAUGGAGCUAGUAAAGAUAGUGUCAACUGCAAUGGUAGUUCAAUCAAAGAUGAUGCUAAAGUUGAGACGAAUCCCUCUGUAGGUAGCGAAAAGGACAGUAUUACUCCGGAUGUGUGUGCAUCGCCAAGUGAUGAUAACAACGACGAAUCAGAAGAGGAUUUCAAGGGCUAUCCUGUUAUCGGAGAAGAUUCAGAUGCAUCCAACGAUGCAAGCUCCAAGAGCCAAGCAGAUAAGUCCAUGAAUAUUCCUAUCCAUGAUUCUAGUCAUGAGAAUGCUCCCUCAACUGUUUAAAUUAUAUUGUUUCGUUGUUUAUUUUUAUAAAUAGAAACAAAAAUGGUGUACUUUCUUUGGAAAUUACACCGAAAAAGGGUUCUUAAUGUUUGUUGACUUUAAUUCUUAUUUUUUUUUUUCCAAGUUUUUAAAACUUGACCGCUAUCCUCAUGACAACUCCGAUGUUGUCUCUGGGUAUUUUCUAGGAGAUUUCAGGAUAAAUCCAUGGUUGUCAAUUAAUUAAAUUAAUUUUUCUCUUUUUUCUAUAUUAGCCAUUUAUAUAGGUCUGCAAAUUGAAUUUGUUUUUUUCUUCUUUUUUCUUUAAAAAUGCUGGAAUCGAAUUGGUGAUUUUCAUGUAUUUCUCAAGGUUGAGACCAUAAUUGACCCCAGUUUUUCUUUGUCAUGCACUAGUAUUCCUACUUACUGAAUUUUCCCCGGAAAAGCCUGCUUUUUUAGGAAAAUCUUGAUGUAUUGAAGAAAAACCUAAAUCAUUUUCAAACUCAGCGCUAGAAAAUAAUUGAGUAUCUUAUAUCACAUGCCCAGCAUGUUUUUUCUUUGUGCAGACCUGAGUUAUCAGUUAUUCCUCUUAAAGGGCUCAGUAAUUAGCUUGAUUUCUCUAUUGUUUUUAGUUUUUAACUCUUCAAUCUACUUUUCUGUUUUUAUAAUUUUUUAUGCAGUUUACAGACUACAACGUUACUUUAAGACUUCAACGAUAGACCUACCUAGCCUAGUAACUUUGAACUUUUCACUAUUUGAUAUCUUUUACUGUCAUAAAAAGAUAAUUUACGAAGAUUAUUUUCUUCUUAUUAAUUGAAAAAGAGUAUCUUGAUUCUAACAUUACUCUCUCUCUCUUCGAUGAAUUAUACCUGAACUAUCUUUGAAUUGUCCACUCUUGUUUUCUGAACUGCUGUUUGUACUGGCUUUAAAUAGAAUAUACAACUGAGUCAAGAAAAUCAACUUUCUCAUUGCGGAGAAUAUUUAAUAUUAAAUUAUGGACAAUAAGUAUGUUAUUCAUUUGCACAGGUGUCCAUCCAUAGUAAACAACUGCCUUGUAUUUUGCACUUUUUGAAUUCAAUUAAUGAAAGAUAAUUUUUUAUACUAUGACUAGCUAAAGAGCCAAAAAGUCUCUGCGACAAAAGUGAAAGUUGAUCGGUCAUUCACCAAUUGUGUCGAGUGGCAACUUUUUUACAUCGGAAUGUUUUUUUUUAAAUUUUCGGAAACAUCCGUAGAAACCUUCAAAAUAUAUGAAAUAACUAAGCUUAGAUUUUUAAUGGAUUUUAAGCCGAAAGCUUCCUGAGGACCUUAGAUCCUAGGUCCGUUAAAGUUCAAUUUUAGUCCACAAAUUUCUGUGAUUUUCUUCCUCCCAAGUCAUAUUGUAGAAAUUUUUUUAUUUUUUUUACACAAAUGGGAAUAUGUAGCAAGUUUACAUUGCCUCACAACCAGUUAAAUUGAUAUCUAAAACGGAAAGAUUGUGGAUUACAGCUUUAGGUUUUUUUUUUUGAGGAACUUAAUUAAUAUGCAUUUCAAUGCAUAAUGAUUUUGAGUCAUCAAGGCUCCUAGCCUUGAGUGUAGUUUAUUGAGUUCAAGUCACUGUGUCAAAUGAAUGGCGGUCUGCGAAAAUGACUAAUCCAUUUUUUAGGUUUAGUGUUACUAAUGUCAUGCCACGCUCUAUUACACAAGCAUAUGUAACUUGUUUUACCUUUAGUACGUGUGCAGAGAGGCUUUUCAUGAGUUUCAUGACUUAGGCAGCUCAAAAACGCCAAAAAUUUAUUACAGCCGUUUUUCCAGACUGCCAUUCAAGUACAUUGUAAAUUCCUUUUUCCUUGUUUUUCUAGAUUUUUGUGUGUUUCUAAGGUACUGGGGUUCCUCAAAACUAUAUCAAAGAGCAAAUAGGUAAAAUGUUAGUGAAACUUUGUGUUCUAUAGAUUAAGUAGACUGCUUUGAUAAAAUUUCAUAGGUACUUCAUUAUUUCUGAAAGAAGUGGCACUUCAUUUUCAUAUCUAUGUUGGCUUAACCAAACAAAGAAAAUUCAAAAACUUGCCCAUAAAAAAAUCUUUUUCUGAAAAUAUUUACCUUCUAUAAAAUAACUAGAACUCGCAUUAGAUAAGUUGCUGUUGUUAACUUCUGAAUGCAAUAGACAAAUUCAGCAAUAUCUCUUCAUAGGAAGGUAUCAGUUUUUAGUACCUGUGCACUGUGGCAGCAAGUGGAAUUGCUGUUGCAAUUGGUCUAUCCUUGAUUGCCCUUGGUCGGCUGCAGUGCAAUGGCUUGCAAACGGAAAGUGAACAACUAUCUACUUUUCUGACGCAAGUUCUAUCCAAUAGGGCAUCUUAUUCAGUUACUUCUUAGAACUUUUCGUUUCCUCAUGUAGUUAUUUUUUAUUUUGAUGCUGGUAAUAGAUAAGCCUGCAAAAAUAAUAUCUUAGACUGAUUCAAGUGUAUAAAAGCGAAAACUUCCUAUUAUUUUUUCUGUCUCUUCAUAUUUUUGAAUUCUAACUUUCUCAAAAACUGUAAAUUUGUUAAACAAUUUUGUACAUAUGUAAUUUUAUGUACUUAGUGCUCAUAUGUUCUAUCAUUAUCUAUUUAUAUUAUUCUCAAUUUAGUGAAAUUCAGUCAUUUUUUUUUAAAUAGCAAAAUUUUAUUCGUUUUUUGCAGUUUUUCGUAUUCUUUGUUUUCAUUUUUCAGCAAGGGCUUAAGAUUUAAGUGAGGUACAACUAGUUUAAGCUGAUUUCAAAAAACUGUUCAUUUUCCAUUCAUAAUUUUUGAGUACGAUUUGUGAGAUCCUGAAGUGAUUGCUUGCACCUGCCUAUUUCUUCAAGCAAGAUUUUCUGCAAUAUGAACUAAGUAAAUGCUUGAACACUUUUUAAAGCCUUUGGAAUGUCCAUAAAAUGUGAGUGGUGGAGAUACUCCAGUUCCAUAAGGUAUUCCUUUGUUGCCGUCAUUUUUGUGUAAGUCUCUUUAGGCAGAAGCAGGGCAAGUAUUCCAUCAAGUGUUCAGGUCAAAUUAAUGCUUUGUCACAACUUCGAUUCCUAAUUAUCAAGUUCUAUCUAUUUAAUAGAUAAUAACGAUCAGUACUUCCAAUGAAUAUUAUACCUCUACUUUUUCUGUUCUUAAGAACUUCAGGGAACCUAAUCACUAUUUUUUUGGAGAAAAAUUCAUUAACAGUUUUGUCUUUCUCAUCAAAAAUUUCCUUUGUGUGGAAGUAGGUUUGGUUCUUUUCUUAUUUGAUCUUUUAAUGCCAUUGGUAAGACCUCAUGUCUUGAAAAUUGCGAUUAUUAUUUUGAAAAUUGAUGCUGAAGAUUGGUUUUUCUUCAGAUCUCAAAAUGACGUAACACGUGUACACCCUUGGAUACUAGUUUGAUGGUAAAUUGGCAUCGUUAGCCUCUCCUGUUUCAUCCUAUACUCACUCUCUUUUUGAAGCCAGUUGUGUACUUAGUCUGAAGUUCUUUAAUUCAGUGAGGGAUGUACUCAGGCCAGAUAUGAGAAGGAACUAAAUGUGCAUCCCUCACAAUAGCAUCCUAUCAUCUUCAAUAUAAGACCAAAUAACAUGCCAUAGGUUCCUUUACCUUUACCUGUGGGUCCUCAGUAAAAAUCCAUUUUCUCUGAACGAAAUAGUGAAUAGGCUUCACUGCUGUUGUCAGAGACAGACUGCGUGUCUAAUCAUUCCUGUCUUUUUCUGGGAAUUUUUUUGCAUAUGUUUUGACUUGAGUAAUAGUAUGGUUUUUAUCAAUUAACUCCUUUUAUUUUAGGAAGUAAAUUAGCAUGGUAGAACGUUACCUAUAAUUGUACAUAAAAUGCUGUUUGAAUUAUUAAUUCCUCAUAUCAGGGUUUAAAUUAAUUUGUUAUUUUGUUCACAUUUAUUUUUUCUCUGUCAUUGUUAUCUCAUUUAUAAUUCAAUGAGUGUACCUUGUUAUGUAUUUUGUAUACAUGUUUCUUAACUUGUGUGUAUAUAAAAGCCAAAGGUAAAUAAUAAAUUCUUUUCUCUUUCCUCUCUCA